Molecule: messenger RNA, 2179 nt
Organism: Lycium barbarum (goji berry)
Lineage: Eukaryota; Viridiplantae; Streptophyta; Magnoliopsida; Solanales; Solanaceae
Product: DNA-directed RNA polymerase I subunit 1-like
Exons: 7
Coding region: 1-2121 (706 amino acids)
Biological process (GO): DNA-templated transcription
Molecular function (GO): DNA-directed RNA polymerase activity; DNA binding
Source: RefSeq, a predicted model, not a curated record
AUGGGUAAAGAGUGGGACAUAAUGGGAGAGGAUUUUCCGCCAUGGGAUUGUGCUUCUAGGGCAGGAGGCUAUGUCAGUGAUCGUUUUCUUUCUGGACUUCGUCCCCAGGAGUACUAUUUUCAUUGCAUGGCUGGUCGAGAAGGAUUAGUUGAUACUGCUGUCAAAACAUCUCGCAGUGGAUAUCUGCAAAGGUGCUUGAUAAAAAACCUGGAAUCUCUUAAAGUCUGUUAUGAUUAUACUGUCCGUGACGCAGAUGGUUCAAUUAUCCAAUUUUAUUAUGGAGAAGAUGGUGUUGAUGUACAUCGAACAAGUUUUCUCAAAAACUUCAAAGCACUGAAAAAUAAUGAAGAGACCAUUUGCCAAAAGUUGCGUCAUGGACAAAAGCUCAAUUCCUAUAUUGAAAAGUUGCCUGAUGGCCUGGAAGAAAAAGUGAAGGACUUCUGGGAAAAAAAAGCAAAAAAGUUAGAGAAGAAAUCAGAAAAGCAAGUGAAAAAGGAAGAGAUAUUGAAGCAACUGAAAGAGGAGGAGGUGGACUUUCUAGAAUUGGUGGGACAAAAAUACUUCUCCAGUCUGGCAGAUUCAGGAGAACCAGUUGGUGUCCUUGCUGGUCAGUCCGUAGGUGAACCUUCAACCCAAAUGACACUUAACACUUUUCAUCUUGCGGGCCGUGGAGAAAUGAAUGUCACUCUUGGAAUUCCACGUCUUCAGGAGAUUCUGAUGACUGCCUCUGAUGCUAUUAAGACUCCCAUCAUGACGUGCCCCUUCCUCGGCUGGAAAUCAAAGGAUUAUGCCCAGUCUCUUUUGGCAAAAGUGAAGAAGAUUACUGUUGCAGAUAUGAUUGAGAGUAUGGAGGUUAAUCUUUUGCCGCUAUCAAUCUACAACCAUCAAGUUUCUCAACUUUACAAGCUCACAGUGAAGCUCAAAAAGCACAAUUUUGUGUCAUCAGAAGAUUGCGAGUAUACCCUGAAAUAUGUGUUCUUAAGGGAGUUGGAGGAUGCAAUAGAAAGUCAUUUGGCCUUGCUCUCAAAAAUAAAUGGCAUACAGAACUUCAAGACAAGCUCGGAAUCAGAGGCUUCAAAUGAAACUGAAGAAAAUGCUUUUAGCGCCAGACAUGAAGAAGAGAUGCUGGAUGAUGAUGACGAAGGUGAUGACGAAAGAACUGAAGAUCUUAGUUCAGACGCGCAAAAAAGGAAACAGCAAACCACGGAUGAGAUGGAUUAUGACGAUGCUUCUGAAGAUGAAGCUAGUGAAGCUGAGACCACUGCUGAAGUUGAAAAUGAGAAAAGUGUCCAAACGCAAGAGAUUGGAAAUAGGGAUGAAGAGGAAAUUGGAGACCAUGGCAAUGAAGAGGACAUAUCAAGUACCAAAACAAGUAAGUCAAACACCAAAACAACUGUCAAACAGAAGACAAAGAAAGAAAGACGUAGCAGAAAGGAUUCAGACAGGUCUGUCUUUGUUGAGGUGGAGGGACAGCAUUUUGAGGUCCACUUUAGACUCAUCAACGAACCUCAUAUCUUGUUAGCUCAGGUUGCCCAGAGGACUGCAAAGAAAGUAUAUGUUAAGAACUCCGGUAAAAUCGACCAAUGCAGAAUGGUCAAGUAUGAAGUAACUGAAAAUACUGUGAUGUGGGAUGAAAAACAAACAAAGAAACAAAGCCAAGACACUGAUUCUGCUUAUUGGGCCCUAAAAGCAGCUGGAAUAGAUUUUGGCACCUUUUGGGAAAUGCAAGAUGACCUUGAUGUUAGUCGUAUAUACACGAAUAAUAUUCGUGCUAUGUUGAAUACCUAUGGAGUUGAAGCUGCCCGGGCAUCAAUCAUACGAGAGGUCAAGACUGUUUUCGGAAUAUAUGGAGUUGAGAUAGAUUUUCGACAUUUGAGUCUAAUAGCUGACUACAUGACCCAUACGGGUGGAUACCAGCCAAUGAGCAGACAUGGAAGCAUAUCUGAGUCUCUGUCACCGUUCCUUAAGAUGUCGUUUGAGACGGCUUCUAAAUUCAUAGUCGAAGCAGCUGCUCAUGGUUUAACUGAUUCCUUGGAGACACCAUCCUCCAGAAUUUGCUUAGGUUUACCAGUGAAGAUGGGUACUGGUUGUUUUGACAUAAUGCAGAAGUUAGAUAUUUGAUGUAUAAGCAUAUGGUGAUUAUUGUUUUCGAGUGUCCAAUAUAAUUCUUUUUUGGUGA